GAUUUGGCGUGCAAUACACAGAAGCGGUAGGAGAUCGAGAGUAAGGAAAAGUCCGAUUUGAUAUUUGGAACUUGGAACCUAAUGAAAUUUGAAAAUCAUGCUUGAAAACCUUGUGUUUCGUGAGGUAGUGAGAGCAGCAGCGAUAGGAUUCUUCUAUCUGCUUCUCCUGAUGCUUUUCCUCCUCUAUUUUGGAGAUGGCCUCCAAAAGAUAUUCUACAGUUGGUUCCCAAAAUCUCAUCCUUUCCAUGAUAAAGCCAAAGAAAGACUUCCUCCUGAGGAACUUGUAAAUCAACAGAGAGCUGUGAGAGAGAAGAUACAGGAUGAUCAUACAUCAAAGGCUGAGGGAUUUAGUGAGAGGAUAUUGAAGCCUAGGGAGGAAGCUAAAAAAGCCGAAUUAGAAAAGGAAUUCUACCAGUUUGCAGGACCAGCAUGGAAGGGACGAGGAGAACGCACAGGGUUUGGAGAGGAGGAUCCUUCAUCUGCUCACCAAGAAACUGGACGGGCUCUUCGAAGGAGAGACCUUGAGGGGACUGGCCGGAAUGCAGCUGCAGCCAGGAAGCUCCCCGAGUCGGCGACCAAUCCACCAAAAAGAGUCCCAGCUGAACCCCCCAAACCUAAAAUUGUCAUAACAUUACCAGAUGAACCAGAAAUCGAAACACCAGAGUGCAUAACUAUUGCAUUGAGGGGUACAACUAGUAUGGUGAAAAGAAGACGGUUUUUAUUCACAGAAAAAGUUCAGGUUUUACUAAACUGGAUGACCAAGCUUGGAUACCACCAGAAGCUUUACACACUGGUCAUGACCUAUCCUCGACAGGAUCUAUCCCAUCAUGCAACAGAAACACUGCAGGAAGUUGGGAUCGAUCACGACGUCUCAUUGGUAGUCGAGGAGAUUGAGCCUGAUGAAGAUUCGUAGGAAGUACUUUACAUCGAUUCACAUUCCAUUUAUAUGUAUUUUGCAUUACUCUUUAUAAUUCUUUGUUAUAAUUAUUGAAGAGAGAUAUUUUGUUCUUUUUCGAACAUUUAUUUUAGGUUUUAGGGAGAGUUUUAUUAUAUAGUAUACAUGUACAUAGGAAUUAUUUAUGUAAUAUUUGAUGGUUCAGAAUGGAAUACCAGAGGAAAUCCACAUGUUAGGACCAAUAUUGCACAAAUUGUGCAAUAUUGAAUCAUAGGUGAGUGCAAAAUCGGCUCUAGCAAAUGGACUGCUUCAGGGAAAUCCUCAUGGACCCCCCCAUCCCCAAUGCAUCUCAAAUAGCCCAGUCCUUUUAGGGUUAAGGCACAGGCUGUAAAAUAUUAAUGCGUGAGUGAGGACAUUGUUAUGUCAUAAUCACUUGAUAAUGAUGCAACCACAAUCAUGAAUAUGCAUGAAAAGAAUAAGAUUAUUGAUAAGGCCCAAUUACAUAUAACAAAGUAAUACUGAUGAUAAUGCUCUGAUUUUUGAUUGCCAAUGAAGUUUUUACUAUUCACUUGAAUUUUCAAUGGUCCUCCGUUUUCUUCAAGAGUUUACAUUACUGAAGCCAAUUAUAAUUAUCUGAAAUGAUCAUUGUGGUGUUUGUCUCCACAUCAUUCCCAGGGGCACGCGACAAAGUCAAUUAUGGAGACUGAUUCAACGAAGUACCAUUUCACUUCAACUUUGCCUCAUUCGUCUUUGUAGCCUUGUAAGUCCACUUCAAUCUUUCCGGAACCGGGAAGACGUGAGAGAAAAUCUGCAUUGGCAUUUUGCUUUGAAGUACGAUAUUUGAUUUCGUACACUGAAAGCAAAAUAGCCCAGGCAACGUUGCAACCGUGAUGCUGCAAGCACAGGAAUCCCUUUCUUUGGUCCCAAGAGAAAGGUCAAUGUUUUGUGGUCAGUCAGAAGUGUAAACUUCCUACCACACAGAUACUGAUGGAAAAAUCUCACACCGUACACAAUGGCAAGUGCUUCCUUUUCUAGUUGAGAAUAAUUUGUCUUGGCCUUUGUCAGCUUUCUGGAGGCACAAGCAAUGGGUUUGUCACCCUCUUCCGUCACAUGGGAAAUAACAGCCCCUAUCCCGUAUGGUGACGCAUCCACUGCCAGAGUUACCUCUUUGCUUUUAUCAAAGUAACACAGUACUUGAUUAGAGCUUAGGAUCUUCUUAACCAAGUCAAAGGCCUCUUGGCAUUUGUCUGUCCUGUCCAACAACUGCUUAUUCUUCUUCAGCUCAUCUAUAGGUUCCAAAAUAAACUCCUCAAAAAAAAGUUUGGAAAUGUGAGUUUGAUCGAUAACCCUCCUCGGUUUUAGUAAAUAUCAAUGUGUAAGUAAUAUCAAUGAAUAGAUCAUUUAAUUCUCUUUAAAAUGAUACCCUUCAUGAUAUGAUUAUGGUUCACAUGGAGGUGCAGUGCCUUGAAAUGUGGGGCAAGGUCAAAAUUCAAAGGUUGUAAAAUGACACAAUAUUGAAAGUCACUGUUCUUUUUUCCGUUGUGAUGAGUGAGUUUCUCAGCGGUUUCUUUUGUUUUCAUGCACCUUAACAUUAACAUGGAAUCAAACACACCUCUGCACAAGCAAACAUAUAACAAACAAACAAACAUGCAUGGGUAUUUCAAACUACGACUCAAACCAUACAUAAAUCACAACAAAACAUAAAAAAUGAAGAAGCAGGGGCUUGAUUUGAAUGGAUUUGCAUCUCUAUUGAUACAGACAAAAGUAUCAUGCUCUGUAUUAACCCUUCAUGACUAUUUCGGCUCGUUUUUUCAGCUUUUCAAUUCAGACCUAAUCCAACACUUUGGAAUCCUGCUCUUUUCAUGAUGGCAUGAUCAUAACAAGCAUGGUAUCACUUUAAAGAGAAUUAAAUGAUCUUUUGAAUGAUGUCAAAUAUGCAUUGUGUAAAAUUGGGAGUUGGGGGAGAAAUUAAUGGCCAAACUCAGAUUUCCAAACUUUUUUUGCUCAUUUUGCAGCUUUUCGAUUCAGACCUCAUCCAACACUUCUGAAUCCUGCUCUUUUCAUGAUGGCAUGAUCAUAACAAGCAUGGUAUCACUUUAAAGAGAAUUAAAUGAUCUUUUGAAUGACGUCAAAUAUGCAUUGUGUAAAAUUGGGAGUUGGGAGAAAUUAAUGUCCAAACUCAGAUUUCCAAACUUUUUGAGGGGUUUAGAUACCAAAAUUUGGAGUGAACUGCCAAUAAUGUUUAAAGCCCUUUGAAGGACUGUACUUCUGAGAUAUCUCUAAGUGGGCAUGCUAAUGCAAUGGCUUCAACACUAGACGGUGAAGGGUGCAACCCCUCAGCGUCUACAACGUGACCUAGGUACUCCACUGACUUCUGAAGAAAUAUACACUUAGACUGCUUCAAUUUUAGUCCAAACUGGCUAAGCCUCUUUAAAACCCUUUCCAGGUAGCAGGCAUGUUCCUGGUCACGUGACUCAGUGACGAUGAUGUCAUCCAGGUAGCAACCAACUCCUUGUAGACCAUGGAGUAUCUUGUCCAUGCAUUCCUGGAAUAUUGCCGGGGCCGAACUCGCCCCAAACGGUAACCUUGUAUACCUAAAUAAACAGAGAUGUGUGUUAAUUGUAUUAUCUUGAUUUUUCCUCUAAGUCAACUUGUUUUUUGGAUGUCACGCCUACGACUUCUACUACGACUUUGGCGUCGCUGCAUGUUUCCAACAAUGGUCACGAGUUCCCUAACUAACCGAGUAGAUCACUGACUUGAUUUUCCAGAUCAUUGCGCGGUUUGGCUUCUCCGGAUUUCUGUGCGACAGCCGAUAUUGCGCCAUAACUUUCGGGCUGUGCUUCGAUUAUUUUGUUUGCUAGUUCCGAAAAAUCGCUCAGCGACAACGCUUCGCUAGUUGAUGCCAAUAUUAAUCUGUCAUUGACCGGGAGCCUUUGUAGAAAAAGCUGUUUGAAAAUGCCCUUUUCUAGCUUUUGGUCGCCUAAUAGCUGCUUCAUUCGACGGAAAAGUUGCGAGGGUUUCCUGUCCCCAAGCUCUUCCUCCAUCAAAAGCAUCUGUACGCGCCGUUGCUCUGAUGCACUCACGCGUGCGAUCAACUUGUCUUUUUUUAGUGACUGAUAUAAUUGUCAGUCGCGGGUGGAUUUAUCAAAAUGUCUCGUAUUUCUUGAGCCACUUCUUGAGGGAGCGCCGCAAUUACGUGCGCGUAUUUUGUCGCAUCAGCAUCAAUUUCGCGCGUUGUAAACUGUGCUUCAACCUGAGCAUACCACACCAGGGGAUCUGUUUUCCAAAAAGGUGGCAGUUUGAUUGCCAACGCGCUCAAUGGCUGCGGUCCAUCUUCCGCGUUACUAGUACUUUGAUCUGUCAUUAUGAUUACGUGAUCUUAGAUUAUCAGUAUAAAUUCCAUUGUAAAUACUCGUUAACUUCAAUUAUUUUAAAAAUCAAGAUCAAUAAAUUACAAAUGCAUGUAGCGAAUUC
Molecule: messenger RNA, 4369 nt
Organism: Lytechinus pictus (painted urchin)
Lineage: Eukaryota; Metazoa; Echinodermata; Echinoidea; Temnopleuroida; Toxopneustidae
Product: UBX domain-containing protein 8-like
Exons: 8
Coding region: 98-913 (271 amino acids)
Cellular component (GO): endoplasmic reticulum
Molecular function (GO): ubiquitin binding
Source: RefSeq, a predicted model, not a curated record